AUGAGGUUAUCACAGACUCUGCUGCCCUUAUUAGGGGCAGUUUCUACCCUUUUCUCUCAAGUACAAGCGCGUUCUCAAGCCUCACAAGCCAUUCGCCAGAUCACCCCGAUAGAUGAUCCAGUUAUUCGCACCUCCUCUCACCGAAUUGACCAUCUCUCACACUUUGACCUCACCUUCGAGUUAAAUCGCGACGCCCAACGGAUAAAGCUAGAACUAGAGCCAAAUCACGACAUCUUGGCCGACGAUGCUUACGUGCAGUACAUGCGCCCAGAUGGCACCCUGGGCGAGGGUGAGCCUAUCCAGCGACAUGAACAUAAGGUCUUCCGUGGCCGAGCCCUGGUCGGCUCGGGCAAGGGUAGAUGGACGCCCGUGGGCUGGGCCAGAAUCACUAUCCGAAGGGAUGGCCCAGAGCCGCUGUUUGAAGGUGCAUUCAGCAUCGGAGACGACAAACACCAUAUCGAGUUGCAGUCCACAUAUCUUGGCAAGAAGCGCGACAUCGACAUCGACAUCGAACACCGCGUACGCGAAUAUAUGGUGGUCUAUCGAGACUCUGAUAUGAUCCGCUUUCAGCACUCCGAGCUGAAGCGGUCGCUGUCCGAAUCAUCAGGCUGCUCGGCGGACAAGCUCGACUUCAAUGCCGACUUGAGCAAGUCAAUCUUCCCCUUCGGAAUUGACCAACCCGAUGCCCGGUGGGGAUACACAUCGCUGAACUCCAUGUUUGGGUUGAGCAAACGUCAAUCCGAUACUGGCGGUUUAUCGGGAAACACGGGCGGCGUGAAUCUCAAGUCGACCAUUGGCGAUUCGUCUGGAUGUCCCAAGACGAAGAAAGUCGCUCUUAUUGGAGUGGCCACGGACUGUAUGAUGACUGACUAUUUCCAGUCGACCAACUCUACACCCAAGGCCGCAGCGAAGGACUUUGUCAUCAACAUGGUGAACACCGCCUCUAGCCUCUACGAGUCAUCUUUCAAUGUUUCCAUCGGUCUGCGGAAUCUCACCGUGAACGACUACCAGUGUCCUACCACCGCCAAUGAAGCCACUCCGUGGAACAUCGAUUGCAAUGGCGGCAAUAUCACCUGGCGCCUGAACGAGUUUUCAAAGUGGCGCGGCGAUCACUCGGAUAACAACGCCUACUGGACUCUCUUGACAGGUUGCCCUACGGACUCCGAAGUCGGUGUUUCCUGGAUGGGUCGGCUAUGCACCACCGGUGUCACGAGCGAUGGCUCGAACUCCGUAUCAGGAGCCAAUGUCGUUGUUGGCAACCAGGGGACAACUUGGCAGAUUUUUGCCCACGAGACGGGCCAUACGUUCGGCGCUGUGCACGACUGUGACUCUCAAACCUGUACGCAGGGCUUGGAAGCUUCUUCUCAAUGCUGUCCGCUGACUUCGUCGACCUGCAACGCCGACGCCAAGUAUAUUAUGAACCCGUACGCAGAGUCUGAUAUGACCACCUUCUCCCCAUGCACCGUCGGCAACAUCUGCUCCGCCAUCGGCCGCAACAGUAUCACGUCAUCUUGUCUCUCAGAUAACAAGGGUGUCGUGACUAUCACUGGCAGCCAAUGCGGCAACGGUAUCGUCGAGGCCGGGGAAGACUGCGACUGUGGCGGAACCGAAGGGUGCGGCGACAAUUCGUGCUGUGACGCCACUACUUGCAAGUUUAAGAACAACGCUGUCUGCGAUGACUCCAACGACAGCUGCUGUACCAGCUGCCAGUAUGCUUCCGCGGAUACUGUCUGCCGCGCAAGCACCGGCCAAUGUGAUAUCGAAGAAAAGUGCACUGGAAAUUCCAGCUCCUGCCCAGACGACAAAUAUGAGAAGGAUGGAACCUCCUGCGGCUCCUCAAAGGGCCUUGCCUGCGCCAGUGGCCAAUGUACCAGCCGAGACUACCAAUGCCGCACUGUCAUGGGAAGUCUGUUGAACAGCAACGACACCUGGGCUUGCGAGAACACCAAUGAACCAUCCUGCAGCCUUGUCUGCGGUGCUUCCGAAGUAGCCCAAGAGUAUGGCAGCUCGACCUGCAUCAAGAUGAACCAGAACUACCUAGACGGCACACCGUGCGACUCAGGCGGCAAAUGCAAAUCAGGCCAGUGCCAGGGCUCAUCAGCGCUCGGCUGGAUCCGCCAGCACAAGAACAUCGUCAUUGGCGUCUGCGUUGGCGUCGGCAGCUUAAUCAUUCUCGCUCUGCUAUUCUGCCUCGUUAACCGGUGCAAAAUGGCUAGAAACAGGCGCCGUAUGGCGAAGGCUCGGCCGUAUAAUGGUUACCGAGGACCUAUGCCAGGCCCUAGGCCUCCUCCUAUGCAGCAGUGGCCCGGGUAUUCCAAUGGCGGAUAUCCGCCACCGGCGCAACCACCGCGUUAUGCGUAA
Penicillium atrosanguineum is the source of this 2361-nucleotide messenger RNA. RefSeq lists its product as uncharacterized. Gene Ontology annotation, biological process: proteolysis. The record is from RefSeq and is a predicted model, not a curated record. Gene Ontology annotation, molecular function: metalloendopeptidase activity. The coding region runs from base 1 to 2361 and encodes 786 amino acids. NCBI's taxonomy places the organism in Eukaryota, Fungi, Ascomycota, Eurotiomycetes, Eurotiales, Aspergillaceae. The transcript is spliced from 2 exons.